Messenger RNA from Rotaria sordida, 909 nucleotides. The record is from the annotation of a GenBank genome assembly. NCBI's taxonomy places the organism in Eukaryota, Metazoa, Rotifera, Eurotatoria, Philodinida, Philodinidae.
AUGUUGAAUUUCAAUUGGAAUUUAAUUGAUGAAUCUACAUUUCAAGGGCAUUUAAACAAAUAUACAAAUGCAUUUAAAGGAUUUCAAAGUAGAUAUUUCGUACUGGAUACACAAGCAAAAAGUUUACUGUAUUUUAUGCCCGAUGAAGUUCGAAAGAAAGGUCCAAGAGGUAUAAUUGAAUUAACAGAUUGUUGGAUAGCACCAUCGAAUGAAGAUGAUGUUACUUUUACUUUACAAACUGGAAGUGGAGAUGCAUUUAAAUUACGAGCAUUUGAUGCUAAAGAAAGACAAAAGUGGAUAGAUAAACUACGAGCAUGUUCAGGAUCGAAUGCAGCUAAUGCUUAUGUUUCAUCUUUACCAAUAUCAAAAACCAAUCAAACAAAUACAUCAACAUCAACCAACUUAUCAAAUGACAUAAAUAUUCGUCCAUCGAUUAAACGGGAUUCAAAAUUAUAUCAACAGCAACAUACACUGAAAGAACUUAAAGAAGUCAUGCGUUGUGUUGAAGUCAAUCAACGAGAAUUUGUUGAAACAAUUUAUACAUUGCCUGAUGAUAUUUCUUUGAAUUCAAUGUCUAAAAAUAUGUUAUUUCUUCGUUCGAUAUCGCAAUCAUGUAUUAAUUCAUUACAAGAUAGUUUAACAAUACUUACUAAAAGAAGAAUGCCUGAUAGUGAAAUACUUGUUACAUCUGUACCAUCAACUCCAUUAUUGCAAUCAUCAAUAGCAAUAACAAAUACUUCUAAUAAGCAAUUGACUCAAUCUUUUAACAAUAGUACUAGUUCAAAAUCGAGCUCACCUGGUAUAUCAACACAAUCAAAUCCAUUUGCUUUACAAAACAAAACUUUAAGUCCUGAUGGUUCUAAUCAAAUAAAUGAAAACAUUAUUAUCAAUAAAGAAUUAAAGAAAUGA